Molecule: messenger RNA, 1641 nt
Organism: Penicillium canescens
Lineage: Eukaryota; Fungi; Ascomycota; Eurotiomycetes; Eurotiales; Aspergillaceae
Product: sugar porter family MFS transporter
Exons: 3
Coding region: 1-1641 (546 amino acids)
Biological process (GO): carbohydrate transport; transmembrane transport
Cellular component (GO): membrane
Molecular function (GO): carbohydrate:proton symporter activity
Source: RefSeq, a predicted model, not a curated record
AUGUUUGUCGUGGGGAAUAUCUACGUAAUUGCGGCGGUGUCCGUCAUUGGCGGCGCGCUCUUCGGUUUUGAUAUUUCGUCCAUGUCGGCGAUUAUCGAUACUCCUGCCUAUAAAUGUUACUUCAACCAUGGACCUAAUGGCCCCCCAUUCAAUGAUGAGCCGCACUGCUCUGGUCUAAGCUCGCUGGAGCAGGGUGGUGUCACUGCUGCUAUGCCUGGUGGUUCUUGGCUUGGUGCUUUGAUCUCGGGUUUCAUUUCGGAUCGUCUGGGUCGCAAGUAUUCUAUUAUGGUUGGUUGUAUUAUCUGGAUUAUUGGCUCUAUUAUCAUUUGUGCCUCCCAGAACAUGGGUAUGCUCAUCGCUGGUCGUAUCAUCAACGGUCUGAGUGUCGGUAUCGAGUCUGCUCAGGUUCCCGUCUAUAUCUCUGAGAUUGCACCUCCAUCUAAGCGUGGUCGUCUCGUCGGCUCUCAGCAGUGGGCUAUUACCUGGGGUAUCCUUAUCAUCAUCUCCUUCGGUUGCUCCUAUAUCGGAGGCAAGCUCCCAACAGACUACAGCGAACAAGUCUUCCGCAUUCCCUGGGGUGUCCAGAUGGUCCCCGCCGUCCUCCUCUUCUUCGGAAUGACGAUCCUCCCCGAAUCUCCCCGUUGGCUAGCCCGCCACGACCGCUGGGAAGAAGCCCAGUCCGUGCUAGCCUUAGUCCACGGCAAAGGCGACGCCAACAGCCCCUUCGUCAUCGCCGAGAUGCAAGAAAUUCGCGACUUGUGCGAAUUCGAGCGCCAGAACAAGGACGUCUCCUACCUCGAACUCUUCCGCCCCAAGAUGUUCCACCGCACCAUGACUGGUGUCUGGUGCCAGAUCUGGUCCCAGCUCACCGGUAUGAACGUCAUGAUGUACUACAUUACCUAUGUUUUCUCCAUGGCCGGCUACGAGGGCAAUGCCAACCUCCUCGCUUCCUCUAUCCAGUACAUCAUCAACGUUGUCAUGACCGUCCCGGCCCUGAUCUGGGUUGACCGCUGGGGUCGUCGCCCUACCCUCCUGAUCGGUGCCACGCUCAUGAUGAUCUGGAUGUUCGCCAAUGCGGGUAUCAUGGGCAAGUACGGUGUCGUCGUUCCGGGCGGUAUCAAGGGUGUUGCUGAGGCAUCGAUGAGACUCUCCGGCACACCUGCUAAGGGUCUCAUCGCCUGCACUUACCUCUUCGUCGCCUCCUACGCCCCAACAUGGGGUCCUGUCUCGUGGGUCUACCCUCCCGAGCUGUACCCUCUGCGCGUGCGUGGCAAGGCCGUUGCGUUGGCUACCUCGGCCAACUGGGCGUUUAACACUGCGUUGGGUCUGUUUGUGCCUUCGGCGUUUGCCAAUAUCCGCUGGCAGACUUACAUCAUCUUUGGUGUUUUCUUGUUUGUUAUGCUGCUUCAUGUUUACUUCCUUUUCCCUGAGACUGCUGGUAAGACUCUUGAGGAGACUGAGCAGAUCUUUGAGGAUCCCAAUGGUAUUCCUUACAUUGGUACCCCUGCCUGGAAGACGACCCAUGACACUAAGCGCACUGUUGCUGCUGAGUCUGGGGAUGUUGAGGUUCUCGGGGAGAAGUUGGCUAGCAGUGAGAAGCGGGGUGCCUUGCAUGCUGAGGUUGUUCCUAAGACUGCCUAG